CCCGGCCCCGCCGCGCUCCCCCCCCAGCCCCCCGUCCACGCCGACGUCGCACACAAGCUCGCAGCCGCCAAGGCCCGUAUAGAAGCCCUCAAUGCCCGGGCCGCAAAUCCCUACCUCUCCGGCGCCCCAGCCCCUGCGCCAGCGCCGGCCGCCCCCCAGCCGGGCGUCACCUCCAUCGCGCUCCACCCCCUGCUCAUGGGCGGCGAUGCUCAGCAGCCCGCCGCCCAGGCAGACAGGAACGAAAAGCGGGCCAUGCGCGACCGCUACAAGACGAUGGCGCCCAAGUUCACGUCCGUGAGGGCCAACGCCAGCGCGGCCGCAUCCCAGGCGCCGUCCCGGGCCUCGCCUGCCGUCACCGCGGCGCCGGUGCUCAACCCGUAUGCGUCCGCGUCGGCCGCCAACUCGCCUGCGCCAGACGAGGAGAGAGCGCCCACGCGCAAGUCCAAAAAGCUCCAGUUCAGCAGGGCGGGUAAAUAUGUCGAGCAGGGCGAGCAGCUGAGGAACGAACAAAAGAUGGAGGCUCUGCGGCAGAGGAUCGCAGAGGCCAGCCGGAAGGCUGGUCUCGACAGCGAAUUCGAUACCCUCGAAAGGAGUCUCAAGCGACAACCUCCGCCGGCCGUCGAAUGGUGGGACGAAGCCAUUCUUCCCAAGGGCGUCACGUACGAAGACGACCUCGAGUCUGCCUACAACAACCUGUCCACCUCGUCCGACUCUCUCAUCACCCACCUCGUUCUUCAUCCUAUCCCUAUCCCCGCCCCCAUGGACCGCAGACAACCCGAGCGCGGUCUUAUGCUCACCAAAAAAGAGCAAAAGAAGAUGCGGCGACAGCGACGCCAGGCUGAGCUUGAAGACAAGCGCGACCGUCAAAAGAUGGGUUUGCUGCCGCCCGACCCGCCCAAGGUCAGGCUCGCUAACCUGAUGAAGGUGCUGACCUCGGACGCCGUCCAAGAUCCGACAAAGGUGGAGGCCAAGGUCAGGAAGGAAGUCGCGAUGAGGGCGUACAAACAUGAAAAGGAUAAUCAAGAGCGAAAGCUGACUGCGGAAGAGAGAAAGGAAAAGGAGUAUAGUCAAAUGGUCGCCAGAGAGAGGAAUGGUAUCCGCGGUGCCGUCUUCAAGAUCAAGUAUCUGACCAACGGCCGACACAAAUUCAAAGUCCGCGAAACCGCCAAAGCCGAUCUCCUUUCCGGUAUCUGCAUCUUCCAUCCCUCCUUUGCCCUCGUCAUGGUAGAGGGAGUCGAAAAGUCCAUCAAACAUUUCAAGCGUCUCAUGCUCUCACGUAUCGACUGGACCGAACAAGCGCGGCCCAUGGCUGACGGUGACGGCGGCGAGGACGCGCCAGGUUCGGACGAAGACAUGGACGGCCGCACGAACAGCAAGGAGGGCGAACAAGACUUGGCAGAUAACAAGUGUGAACUCAUUUGGGAAGGCGAGCUGCCCGAGCGCGUGUUUAAAAUGUUUAGAGCGAGGCAUGUCGAGACGGAUAGCAAGGCGAAAGAGUGGUUGACGCCGAGGUUUGAAGCCAUGUGGGAUUUGGCCAAAAGGUGGCAGUGGGCAGGGGAGGACCUCUAGGUUUCGGUAUACUUUAUUGGCGAGAGGAUGGAGGGUAUCAUAAAUGCAUGGAUUAUAACAUGG
Cryptococcus deneoformans JEC21 is the source of this 1632-nucleotide messenger RNA. RefSeq names its product small nuclear ribonucleoprotein hPrp3, putative. Gene Ontology annotation, cellular component: U4/U6 x U5 tri-snRNP complex. Lineage: Eukaryota; Fungi; Basidiomycota; Tremellomycetes; Tremellales; Cryptococcaceae. The record is from RefSeq and is a predicted model, not a curated record. Gene Ontology annotation, biological process: mRNA splicing, via spliceosome. The coding region runs from base 196 to 1569 and encodes 457 amino acids. The transcript has 3 exons.